Molecule: messenger RNA, 2556 nt
Organism: Macrosiphum euphorbiae (potato aphid)
Lineage: Eukaryota; Metazoa; Arthropoda; Insecta; Hemiptera; Aphididae
Source: the annotation of a GenBank genome assembly
AUGGCGAUUUCCGACGACGUUCUCGUCGAACCUUCUGUGCGUUCAGAACCAACCGGUGUUAAUACCGCGCGCAUACAGUCACGCAUACAGUUACCAAAAAUAGAAUUACCUUCAUUUGACGCUCGUGCUAACUCUACUGUUGUGCUAGGCACCGCGAUCGUUCACAUUAAGGAUGCGUGGGGACAAACUCAUGCAGUUCGUGCACUUCUAGACAGUGGCUCUCAACUUUCAGCCAUGACAAACAAUUGCUCAGCUCGACUUGGGUUACCCCGAAAUCGUUUCCAGUCCAACAUCGUUGGACUCGGACAAAGCCCUAUUACUCAAAUUCAAGGUGUCACUAGGUGUCAAUUCACUUCACAUUUUGAUUCAAAAUACGUGUUUCCCACAGUAGAUAUGGUUGUUUUACCGCACAUCACGGCAGCCAUGCCGUCCGCACAUGUGCCGUCCAACGUACGUCAUCGGUAUCGACAUCUUUUACUUGCUGAUAAGCAAUUCGACGUCCCAGCGCGAAUCGACGUCCUCUUUGGGGCGGAUGUCUUUCCUAACCUCAUUCGUUCACAGGCUGGCGUUGAACAUUAUGCGGGUUUCCCAUCGGCUCUGGACACCAAAAUUGUUGUCGGUGCCGACACGGAAGAGCAACUUCUACGUCGAAAAGAGGCAAUCGUCGGUUUGCUCCACAACGGGGCUUGUGAACUGAGCAAAUGGACCAGCAAUAGUGCUCUCGUCCUAGGGUCCAUCAGUCCUGACCAUCGUGCGAAUUCCGUAUCAUUUGACCCACGGGAUGAACAUUCGGUAAAAGUUCUUGGGCUACAUUGGAACACAACUAAUGACAAUUUCGCCUACCACACCAGCAUCCCUCAAACGUCGUCUACCAAACGGCAAGUUCUGUCAAUCAUUGCACAUCCUGCCUCUCGCGGGCUUUUGCCGCGAUCGACCGUGGCAUCAAAAAUCUACUGGGACGGUCCCGACUUUUUACAGCUUCCGGAAGAACAGUGGCCAAAGUCCAAAUUCUCUCCAUUAAGUCCGGAUCAGUUGCCCGAAACUAGACCUAAUGUUACCACAGUGUUAACCGUCAAUGUUCAAUCACCGUCGCUAGAGUUGUUCAGUCGUUUUUCGUCACUCAGCAAAUUGCAACGAGUUUUGUCAUUUGUCCUCCGAUUUUUGCGUCGUCUCCGUCGCCAGUCUGUCAACUUUGGACCGUUGACAUUAGCGGAACGCGAAGCAGCAUUAUUUGUCGUCGUACAACGGACUCAACAACACCACUUCUCGGAUUUGUCAAAUAUGUUAAAAACCAAGUCUGAGGUUACACCAUCCUCCUUGGCGCAACUGGCGCCUUACACCGACGUCAACGGAGUCAUACGUGUUGGAGGCCGCCUACGAUUCUCAGACGUCCAUCAUGAAGCGAAGCACCCGAUUCUUCUGCCUCGAUCAUCACAUCUCACGGACUUGUUGAUCAGACAUUAUCACUUAUCCUUUCUUCACGGUGGGCCGAAGUUAAUCAUAUCAAUGUUAAGCCAGAAAUUUUGGAUUUUGUCCAGUCGUGCCGCUGUGCGACGUGUCAUUUUUUCCUGUGUCCCAUGCACACGACACAAGGCCGUCCGGCCCCAGCCAACCAUGGCUGACUUGCCGCCCUUUCGUGUCCAGCCUCAUCGACCAUUUUCCCACGUCGGAAUGGAUUACGGCGGUCCGUUUCUCGUGAGGGAGCAUCGCCGACGAAACGCUCAAGCCGUCAAGGUUUACUUGGCAUUGUUUGUAUGUAUGUCUGUGAAGGCGGUUCACCUUGAAGUCGUCACCGAUUUGACCACAGAUGCCUUCCUUGCUGCAUUGGAUCGUUUUGUUGCGCGACGCGGAAUUCCAACCAACUUGUAUUCAGACUGCGGAACAAAUUACGUAGGUGCGGCACGGCAACUCAAGUCUCUGUUUCGUGAUGCUAAGGCACAAGACCGUUUGUCUUCGCACCUAACUUGUACAUGGCACUUCAAUCCUCCGGCCGCACCACACUUUGGUGGCAUUUGGGAGGCUGGCAUUAAGAGCGCCAAGCAUCACCUCAAACAUGUCAUAGGCCAACAAGUACUUACGUACGAAGAAUUUCAUACCUUGAUCACUCGCAUCGAAGGUAUACUCAACUCCAGGCCUAUCACACCGACAUCGUCUGACCCGCAUGACUUAAGUGCGUUGACCCCGGGUCAUUUCUUGAUCGGACAGCCCAUCCAUGCACUUCCCGAACCCGAUACCACUAAUAUAAGGAUCCUUAGGCUGAAUCGAUGGCAACUCAUCAAGCAAUGUCACCAAUCGUAUUGGAAAAGAUGGUCUCGCGAGUAUUUGUCCACACUUCAGUCCCGUCACAAAUGGUUCAAACAGUCUCCGAAUUUGAGAAUCGACGAUCUGGUAAUUGUAGAAGCUCCUUCUCGGCCACCAACAGAAUGGCGUCUAGGGCGCAUAAUCGACGUUCACCCGGGCUCCGACGAAGUCGUUCGGGUCGUCUCUGUGCGCACCCAGGACGGUGUUUUCAAGCGUCCGGUCGUGAAGCUUGUGCGGUUGCCUAUCGAACCGUGA